ACGGUAUGACCGCAAGAGUACUGUUUUUAUAAUUUUCCUUUCUGAAAGUACAUGACUCCAGGUAGGGGGACAUACGUAUCAUGGAAAGAUUUGAUCCUGAAUUCAUACGAACGCUUGUAGUUGAGGGAAAAUCAUACAAGGAAAUUAGUAAGGUGCUUAACGAAUUGCUUCCCAACACGAGGGGAUUAAGCGAGCGGUCGGUGCGACGCUUUUGCAAUCAAAAGGAGAUUCACUACAGAUCUGGACUUGGGAAACAGCACCUGAAAGAAGCCGUUUCGGUUGCAAUAUCAGAGUUGGGUCCAACCUAUGGAAGGAAAAUGCUAAAAGGUUAUUUUCAAUCAAAUGGCGUUCGCGUUAGCCAAAGACGGUUAUCGGAAACAGCGAGGGAAAUUGCUCCACAUUACCACAGAGCUCGAGCUAACGACACAGCAAGAUUACGUAAUCCUGUUCCAUAUAAAGCUCUUUAUUUUGGACACAAACUACACUGUGACCAGAAUGAGAAGCUGGUUGACUAUGGAGUGACACACGUGUGUGCUAUUGACGGAYAUUCCCUGAUGGUAGUUGGAUUUUGCACAGUGCCAGUGAAAAACAACAUUGCCAUCUAUGGAAAUUGUACAGGUACUGGUGGUUUAACGUCAACAUGUUCGAAUUUUAAUGCAAUUUAUUUAUUCUAUUCUAAUAUUUGUUUACCUCCAAUCCUUAGGUCUGUCGUAAUGAAGUAUGGUCUUUGGGAUCAACUAAGAACAGAUCAAGGCCUCGAAUUUUACCUAUCGUUGGGCAUUCAAGAAUUGCUUGUCCCUCUUAGAAAUGACCCAACUAAAGAUCCACAUCGACGAACGACUUCAAAAAAGAACCUUCCAGUUGAAAGAUUUUGGAGCGAGGUCAACCAACGAGCUAACUACCCAGUAAAGAGCUGUCUAAACAAUAAGGUGGGGGCUGCGCAAUUGCGAAUGGACGAUGAGUGCACAAAGUUCUGCGUUUCUACAUUUACAACCCACGUGGUUCAAGUUGAAAUCAAUCGUCUAAUUCAGUCAUGGAACUGCAGACCUGCAAGUUGGAAAAGGAAAACACCUAUUGAAAUGAUGAGAGCAAAUAAUGGAAUUGCAAAUUUGACAGAAGAACAGGUCCCUGAUGGGUUGACUGAAGCACAGAUCUAUGAAGGUAAUGGAGGAAAUCUCACAAGAUUUGGCAGUUUUGGUCUGGAUCCUUUACAAGGAAAUCAGGAGCUGUCGAUGCAGAGAGAGCAACUGCUUCUCCAAAAUAUUGCUUCAUAUGAAGCAAUAUUUAAUCAACUACAAAACAGUAAAGUCCACCAAAACUCAAGUGGCAACUAUUAUGGCUAA
Molecule: messenger RNA, 1343 nt
Organism: Actinia tenebrosa (Australian red waratah sea anemone)
Lineage: Eukaryota; Metazoa; Cnidaria; Anthozoa; Actiniaria; Actiniidae
Molecular function (GO): nucleic acid binding
Source: RefSeq, a predicted model, not a curated record